Messenger RNA from Gossypium raimondii (Peruvian cotton), 935 nucleotides. Its product is annotated as calmodulin-like protein 7. Lineage: Eukaryota; Viridiplantae; Streptophyta; Magnoliopsida; Malvales; Malvaceae. The transcript is spliced from 2 exons. The record is from RefSeq and is a predicted model, not a curated record. Gene Ontology annotation, molecular function: calcium ion binding. Bases 16 to 633 code for a protein of 205 amino acids.
UUUCACAAAAAACGAAUGAGCAUCCAACAGAUAGACCAAACGUCUGAAAAACUCCUUACCCCCAAUCAAUUUCCUUCUCCUCCUCUUUCAAUUCGGUUCUCUCGGCCUCCCCCUCACCCUCCUGGUAUCAACAGUCGAAGAAGCAUUCCCCUCCAGUUUCAUGCAUGGCUUCAAUCUUUCUUCCCUAAAACCUGUUCAUCAUCAGGAUCAGUUGUGACAUCUGAUUCCAAGGCUGCCACUCAGGAAAAGAGAGAUUCAAACAAGGUAGUGGAGCUGAAAAGGGUUUUCGCCACCUUUGACAAGAACGAUGAUGGGUUCAUAAUGAAUCAAGAAUUGAGGGAAUCACUCAAGAAUAUAAAGGUGUUGAUGACGGAGAAAGAGGUUGAAGAUAUGGUAGUGAAAGUGGAUGCUAAUGGAGAUGGGCUGAUUGGUUUCGAUGAGUUUUGCAUCUUAUGUCAGACCAUGGAUGGUGGUGAUGCAAGUGGUACCAAAUUCAAAGAUGAUGGAAUGAAUGAAGAAGAGGAACUGAAAGAGGCUUUCGAUGUGUUUGACAUAGACAAAGAUGGGUUGAUUUCGUUUGAGGAAUCGGGAUCUGUGCCGUGUUCUCUGGGGUUGAAAGAAGGGACAAGAUGAAGAUUGCAAAGCAAUGAUAAGAAUCUGCAAAGGUGGAAGCAAUGGCUGCCUAUAGGUAUGCAAAAAAAUUCAGAAUCGAAAAAUCAAAGUCAACCGCCACAACCCAUAAGUCAUAAACUUAUAACUCAUUUUACAAAUUCAAGCUCAAAUUUAAACUUAAUACUCUUCAACCUCAAACCCUUUAAACCUAAUAUCCUACCAAUUAAUAUAAGCAAAUGGUAGCAAUAGCAUAUAUCAAAGUAAGGAUACCUUUGCCAUAUAAGAAAAUAAUAUUUUUGAGUUCAUUAAAAAUUAUUUUAUUU